CCAAAAAGAUGCGGUAGUUUUGUAUUGUCAAAAUGAAGACUGAGUUCCAGUUCUCCAAUCUGCUGGGGACCGUGUACAGCAGAGGCAACCUUCUCUUCACGCCAGACGGAACAUGUCUCCUCUCUCCUGUCGGGAACAGGGUCUCAGUAUUCGAUCUAGUAAACUCCAAAUCACACACCCUUCCAUUCGCGCAUCGACGGAACAUCGCCCGACUCGCACUGAACCCUCGCGGAAAUCUCCUCCUAUCGAUCGAUGAAGACGGCCGCGCCAUCCUUACAAAUGUGCCCCGCCGAGUUGCCCUCUAUCACUUCUCCUUCCGAGGCGGGGUCUCUGCCCUUGCAUUCGCUCCUUCCGGGCGACAUUUCGCAGCCGGAAUAGGAAGGCAGGUUGAAGUAUGGCAUACCCCUUCAACACCUGACGUGGCAGGUGGAGACCUGGAGUUUGCGCCGUUCGUCAGGCACAGAAUAUACACGGGCCAUUUCGACAGUGUGCAGAGCAUCGAAUGGUCGGCCGAUUCGAGGUUCUUCUUGAGCGCUUCAAAAGACCUGACGGCGCGGAUAUGGAGCAUGGACCUGGAGGAGGGUUUUAUGCCAACUACACUCGCAGGCCAUCGGCAAGGAGUUGUGGGUGCAUGGUUUUCUAAAGAUCAGGAAACGAUAUACACGGUUAGCAAAGAUGGCGCUCUCUUUGUUUGGAGAUAUGUGCUACGUCCCGAAGCACCUUCUGGGGCAGGCGAUGACGACGAGAAUUGGCAGUGGAGGAUUGCCGACCGGCAUUACUUCAUGCAGAAUAAUGCGCAUGUGACAUGCACUGCAUUUCACCCGGAGUCCAAGUUACUCGUCGCUGGAUUCUCUAACGGCAUCUUUAGUAUCUAUGAAUUGCCAGAGUUCAGCCAGAUACAGAACUUGAGUAUAUCGCAGAACGAUAUUGACUUUGUCGCAAUAAACAAGACUGGAGAAUGGCUUGCCUUCGGUGCUUCGAAAUUGGGCCAGCUAUUGGUCUGGGAAUGGCAGUCCGAAUCCUACAUCCUCAAACAGCAGGGACACUUCGAUUCGAUGAACUCCAUCGCCUACUCGCCCGAUGGUCAACGCAUCAUUACAGCUGCAGACGAUGGAAAGAUCAAAGUCUGGGACGUGAAUUCUGGCUUCUGUGUCGUCACUUUCACUGAGCACAUAAGCGGAGUCACAGCGUGCGAGUAUGCGAAAAGGGGUAACGUUCUCUUCACAGCAAGUCUAGAUGGAUCAGUAAGAGCUUGGGAUUUAAUUCGAUAUCGCAACUUCCGAACAUUCACAGCUCCUUCAAGGCUCUCUUUCUCCUCACUGGCGGUCGACCCAAGUGGCGAAGUCGUCUGCGCUGGAUCCAUUGAUUCCUUUGAUAUUCACAUUUGGUCUGUUCAAACAGGCCAACUUCUCGACCGACUGUCCGGCCACGAUGGACCUGUGACGUCCUUAUCCUUUGCGCCCGAUGGCGGCACCUUGGUCAGUGGAAGUUGGGAUCACACCGUUCGUCUGUGGAAUAUCUUCGCGCGAACACAGACGAGCGAGCCGCUACAACUUAUGGCGGACGUCCUCUGUAUCGCGUUUCGUCCCGACUCCAAACAGAUCGCUGUUACCACCCUCGACGGUCAACUAACGUUCUGGUCCGUAUCCGAAGCCACACAACAAGGCGGGAUCGACGCCCAGCGCGACGUUUCUGGUGGUCGUAAAAUGACUGACCGUCGAACUGCGGCAAAUCUCGCCGGCACUAAAAGCUUUACAUCUGUUCGAUACAGCGCUGAUGGAACCUGCGUCCUUGCCAGCGGUAACAGCAAAUACAUAUGUCUCUAUGACGCACAAUCCGGCGUUCUGUUGAAGAAAUUCACUGUCUCUGUCAACCUCUCCCUCGACGGAACCCAGGAAUUUCUCAACAGCAAACUCCUUACCGAAGCCGGACCUCGCGGCCUUAUCGACGAGCAGGGCGAAGCUUCGGAUCUCGAAGACCGGCGCGAUGACACACUUCCCGGCGCGCAGCGGGGUGACGCAGCGCGGAAAACUCGACCAGAAGUGCGAGUACCAGCGGUAGCAUUCUCGCCUGCUGGGCGAGCGUUUUGCGCUGCGAGCACAGAGGGCCUGUUAAUCUACAGUCUAGACACGGGCUUCCAAUUCGACCCCUUCGACCUUGAUAUCACCGUAACGCCCUGCAGCACCCUUUCUACCCUCGCUCAGAAGGAAUACCUCAAAGCACUAGUCAUGGCAUUCCGCCUCAACGAACAAAACCUCAUCCGCCGCGUCUAUGAAGGAAUCCCCGUCUCAGAUAUCUCCCUCGUCGUCAAGAAUAUCCCGACCGUCUACCUCGGCCGCUUACUCCGCUUUGUCGCGGUCCAGGCGGACGAGUCUCCCCAUCUGGAAUUCAAUCUGCUUUGGAUUGAGAGUCUUCUAAGUAGGCAUGGUCGGUGGUUGAAAGAUAAUCGAGGCUUGGUAGAGGCUGAGGUUAGGCAAGUAGAGAAGUGUGUGAAGAGGAUUCAGACCGAGUUAGUGAGGUUGGCGGAUGAGAAUAUUUAUCGGAUUGAGUAUUUGUUGAGUCAGCCGCGAGAGAAGAUAGAGGAACCGAGUGCGUUGGCAUUUGAGAUGGAGGCAGGAGGAGAUGGGAUGGAGGUAGAAGAAGAAGGGGAUAGUGGGGACGAGUGGAUGGGGAUUGACUGAGCGAGGGGGCCUACGUAUCUGCUCUCAGUCAUAUCAUCCGAAGGCGUUAGUUUGAUGCCAACAUGGAUUUUUAGGUCUCUCUCAAUGCCUUUGACUCACCAUCUUGCAAUGCGCUACACUGGAGUACAUGGAUACAAAGACGAUACGCUAUUUUGAUUCCAGGGGUUACAAGACAGGAUCAAACACCCCUUCU
Messenger RNA from Lindgomyces ingoldianus, 2874 nucleotides. Its product is annotated as periodic tryptophan protein-like protein 2. Gene Ontology annotation, biological process: ribosomal small subunit assembly; maturation of SSU-rRNA from tricistronic rRNA transcript (SSU-rRNA, 5.8S rRNA, LSU-rRNA). Gene Ontology annotation, molecular function: protein binding. Gene Ontology annotation, cellular component: Pwp2p-containing subcomplex of 90S preribosome; small-subunit processome. Lineage: Eukaryota; Fungi; Ascomycota; Dothideomycetes; Pleosporales; Lindgomycetaceae. The transcript has 5 exons. The record is from RefSeq and is a predicted model, not a curated record. Bases 33 to 2681 code for a protein of 882 amino acids.